GCCUGCGCCUGACCCGGGCGCAGCCUAAGCCCGAGAUAAGCGCGCAGCGACCCCAGACCCUCGCCUCAGGGCAGCGCGGGGGCUCCUUUAAGAGGCGAAGCCAGAGGCGAAACGGAGCGAAGGCGGGAGGGGGAGCAGUGACGUCAUCCGACCCCGCCCCCUCGCCCGACCGUCGCAGCCGCCAUGUUUAGUUGUUACUUCUUCACACAAGAUGGCGGCUCCCAGGGAGGAGGCAUGAGCACCCUGCCGUUACCGCUCCUCAUGCCGUACAGUUGUCACUUCAGGGCCUAACUCUGGCUUUUGAAGCGGCUCCUGUGGGAAGGAGUCAUAAGGUGGGAAUCGAGGAUCGGACGCUGCCUUGCGUUUUGUUUGCAGUGGAAGAACUGACCCAGGAAGAAGAGAAUAGGGGAGAAGGGGGAGCUAAUCUCAAGAUGGCGGCUCCCAGGGCGGCAGGCGCAGCCUGAGCAGCUGAGGCGAACUGAGGAGAGAGGUUCAAGACCUCACAAGCCGUACGGCGCAAGCCUCUGAGCAGUCCCCGAGAAUUCGAGCUUGCUCCACUGGCCUCCGGCGCGCCUCUAUUCCUUACGAGUGUCGAGACUGUUUCGGGAGCGGCGGCUGCACUAAGCGCUGGGCGGGGAAACGGGACGGUCUCAAGAUGGCGGCUCCCACAAUUGUGGUCUGAGCACCGGCGGGACUGGGACAACCGCGGCGCUUGUGGCUCCUAUCCACCCGCCCCGGAAGCCGGCCAGUGCGGGGGACUUGGGGGGUGUGGGAACCGGGCCGGGGCUCCGCCAUUUCCGGCGGGUGUGGGCUACGACUGAGGAAGGGAGGAGAGAGAGGCGGCUCAAGAUGGCGGCUCCCAGGUCCUCCCGCCCGAGCUUAUAAGCAGGAGCUCCCGGGCAAGUAGUCAGAGCGGCUGGACUCGUAUGCCUCAAGCUUCUCGGGCCUAGCCGCUCUACUGUUUCGGGACGCUCUUUAAGAGUCGGGGUGAAAGAGAAGAAGGAAAAGAGCCGAAGGGAAGGAGGAUAGUUAAGAUGGCGGCCUCCAUGGAGCCGUCCACCGCUGUGUGAGGAACUGCUUUUCCGUGAGAGCUGCCUUAGACGAAAGGGGGUGUGUGGGAGGUAUUGGGGGGCUCCUUUCCCGCUCUUUGACUUUUCCCCAUCGCGCCCUUUCCCGGAAUUAUGGCUUCGGCCGUGUCGCCCGCCAACUCUGCAGCGGUGCUCCUGCAGCCCCGCUGGAAGCGAGUGGUAGGCUGGUCGGGUCCAGUGCCCCGACCCCGUCACGGCCACCGCGCCGUGGCCAUCAAGGAGCUCAUCGUGGUGUUCGGCGGUGGCAACGAGGGGAUAGUGGAUGAACUGCACGUGUACAACACGGCAACCAACCAGUGGUUCAUCCCAGCUGUGAGAGGGGACAUCCCCCCUGGGUGUGCAGCCUAUGGCUUUGUGUGUGACGGGACUCGCCUGCUGGUGUUUGGUGGAAUGGUAGAGUAUGGGAAGUACAGCAAUGACCUCUACGAGCUCCAGGCAAGUCGGUGGGAGUGGAAGAGACUCAAAGCAAAGACACCCAAAAACGGGCCCCCUCCGUGUCCUCGGCUUGGGCACAGCUUCUCUCUUGUGGGCAACAAAUGCUACCUGUUUGGGGGUUUGGCCAACGAUAGCGAGGACCCCAAGAACAACAUUCCGAGGUACCUGAAUGACUUAUACAUCCUGGAAUUACGGCCAGGCUCCGGAGUGGUGGCCUGGGACAUCCCCAUCACUUAUGGCGUCCUGCCCCCACCGCGGGAGUCGCACACUGCUGUGGUCUACACUGAGAAAGACAACAAGAAGUCCAAGCUGGUGAUCUACGGAGGGAUGAGCGGCUGCCGCCUGGGGGACCUCUGGACCCUAGAUAUUGAGACUCUGACGUGGAAUAAGCCCAGUCUCAGCGGAGUGGCACCUCUUCCUCGAAGUCUCCACUCGGCCACAACCAUAGGCAACAAAAUGUACGUGUUUGGUGGCUGGGUGCCUCUCGUCAUGGAUGACGUCAAAGUGGCCACACACGAGAAGGAGUGGAAGUGCACCAAUACACUGGCUUGUCUCAACCUGGAUACCAUGGCCUGGGAGACCAUCCUGAUGGACACACUGGAGGACAAUAUUCCCCGAGCCCGAGCUGGCCACUGUGCCGUGGCCAUCAACACCCGCCUGUACAUAUGGAGUGGGCGUGAUGGCUACCGAAAGGCCUGGAACAACCAGGUCUGCUGCAAGGACCUCUGGUACCUGGAAACAGAAAAGCCACCGCCUCCAGCCCGGGUACAGCUGGUACGCGCCAACACCAACUCCCUGGAGGUGAGCUGGGGGGCAGUGGCAACCGCCGACAGUUACCUUCUACAGCUCCAGAAAUAUGACAUUCCUGCCACGGCUGCAACUGCCACCUCCCCCACACCCAAUCCAGUCCCGUCCGUGCCUGCCAACCCCCCCAAGAGCCCUGCCCCCGCAGCAGCCGCACCUGCUGUGCAGCCGCUGACCCAAGUAGGCAUCACACUCCUGCCCCAGGCUGCCGCCGCGCCCCCUACCACCACCACCAUCCAGGUGUUGCCACCAGUGCCAGGAAGCUCGAUUUCCGUGCCCGCUGCAGCCAGGACACAAGGUGUCCCUGCUGUUCUCAAAGUGACUGGUCCUCAAGCUACAACGGGAACCCCCUUGGUCACCAUGCGACCCGCUAGCCAAGCCGGGAAAGCCCCUGUCACUGUGACCUCCCUUCCUGCAGGCGUGCGAAUGGUUGUGCCAUCCCAGAGCGCUCAGGGGACGGUGAUCGGCAGCAACCCACAGAUGAGUGGCAUGGCUGCGUUGGCCGCUGCAGCCGCCGCCACCCAGAAGAUCCCUCCUUCCUCGGCGCCCACGGUGCUGAGUGUCCCAGCAGGCACCACCAUCGUCAAGACCGUGGCCGUGACACCUGGUACUACCACCCUCCCGGCCACUGUCAAGGUGGCUUCCUCGCCAGUCAUGGUGAGCAACCCAGCCACUCGGAUGCUGAAGACUGCAGCUGCCCAGGUGGGGACAUCGGUCUCCUCCGCUGCCAACACAUCCACUCGCCCCAUCAUCACGGUGCACAAGUCCGGGACUGUGACUGUGGCCCAGCAAGCCCAGGUGGUGACUACAGUUGUGGGCGGGGUCACCAAGACCAUCACCCUGGUGAAGAGCCCCAUCUCUGUCCCAGGAGGCAGUGCUCUGAUUUCCAAUCUGGGCAAAGUGAUGUCAGUGGUCCAGACUAAACCAGUUCAGACUUCCGCAGUUACAGGCCAGGCGUCUACGGGCCCAGUGACUCAGAUCAUCCAGACCAAAGGGCCCCUGCCAGCCGGGACCAUCCUGAAGCUGGUGACCUCAGCAGAUGGCAAGCCCACCACCAUCAUCACUACCACACAGGCCAGCGGGGCUGGGAGUAAGCCCACCAUCCUGGGCAUCAGCAGCGUGUCGCCCAGCACCACCAAGCCUGGCACGACCACUAUCAUCAAGACCAUCCCCAUGUCGGCCAUUAUCACCCAGGCGGGCGCUACAGGUGUGACAAGCAGUCCUGGCAUCAAGUCCCCCAUCACCAUUAUCACCACCAAGGUUAUGACUUCAGGAACUGGAACACCUGCGAAAAUCAUCACUGCUGUCCCCAAAAUUGCCACUGGCCACGGGCAGCAAGGAGUGACUCAGGUGGUGCUAAAGGGGGCCGCUGGACAGCCAGGCACCAUUCUUCGCACCAUGCCCAUGGGCGUCCGCCUGGUCACCCCUGUCACUGUCUCUGCCGUCAAGCCGGCAGUCACCACACUGGUUGUGAAGGGCACCACAGGCGUCACAACUUUAGGCACAAUGACUGGCACCGUUUCCACCAGCCUCGCGGGAGCUGGGGGCCACAGUACCAGUGCCUCCCUGGCCACACCCAUCACCACCUUGGGCACCAUUGCCACCCUCUCAAGCCAAGUGAUCAAUCCCACUGCCAUCACUGUGUCUGCUGCUCAGACCACGCUGACGGGGGCCGGAAGUCUUACCACACCCACCAUCACCANNNAGCCUGUCUCCCAGCCUACUCAGGUGACUCUGAUCACGGCACCCAGCGGGGUUGAGGCCCAGCCUGUGCACGACCUCCCUGUGUCCAUUCUGGCCUCGCCUACUACAGAGCAGCCCACAGCCACCGUCACCAUCCCCGAUUCUGGCCAGGGUGAUGUGCAGCCUGGCACCGUGACGCUGGUGUGCUCCAACCCGCCCUGCGAGACCCACGAGACAGGCACCACCAACACCGCCACCACCACUGUUGUUGCUAACAUGGGAGGGCACCCCCAGCCGAACCAAGUGCAGUUCGUCUGUGACAGGCCUGAUGCAGCUGCUUCUCUCGUGACCUCGACCGUGGGGCAGCAGAACGGCAACGUGGUUCGCGUCUGCUCCAACCCACCCUGUGAGACCCACGAGACGGGCACCACCAACACGGCCACCACUGCCACCUCCAACAUGGCUGGGCAGCUUGGCUGCUCCAACCCGCCCUGCGAGACCCACGAGACGGGCACCACCAGCACCGCCACCACUGCCAUGUCGAGCAUUGGUGCCGGCCAGCAGCAAGGCACCCGGCAUGCCUGCGUGGCCACCACCAUCCCUGUGGUCCGGAUCAGUGUGCCCACCGGGACACUGGAGGGAGCCCAGGGUUUCAAGUCUUCAUGCCAAACUCGCCAGACCAGCGCGACGAGCACCACCAUGACUGUGAUGGCUACCGGGACCUCGCGCUCAGACAGCCCGCUCCUUGCGCCAAGCCGGGCCCUGGAGGCUGCAGGCCACAGCCCUGCUUUUGUGCAGUUGGCCUCUACGACUGGCCAAGUCAGGCUGGGCCCCAGCAGCAAGGACAGCCCUGUCACCGACCUAGGUCAGUUGGUAUCCAUGGGGCGCCAGCCGGAGGCACAGCACACCCACACAACCAACACCCCCACCACAGCCCGCUCCAGCAUGGGUGCUGGGGAGUCUGGCGAGCUGCAGGGGAUCCCCACGCCUGCAUACGAGAGCUCAUCUAGUGCCGCUGUGACUGUGACAGGCCUGGAGGCACUGCUGUGCUCCUCGGCCACCGUGACCCAGGUCUGCUCCAAUCCACCAUGUGAGACCCACGAGACGGGUACCACCAACACGGCCACUACCUCGAAUGCAGGCAAUGCCCAGCGGGUCUGCUCCAACCCACCAUGCGAGACCCACGAGACAGGCACAACCCAUACACCCACCACCGCCACCUCCGGUGGGGGUGCAAGCCAGCCCGAGGGGGGGCAGCAGCCCCCUGCCAGCCGCCCCUGUGAGACGCACCAGACCACUUCCACCGGCACCACCAUGUCAGUCAGCGUAGGUGCCCUGCUCCCGGACAGCACCCCGCCCCUCAGGACCCUGGAGUCCGGGUUGGAGGGGGCAGCACCGCCCACCAGUGCUUCCCAGGCCAGCACUUCGCUGCUGACCCCUUUCCCAACACAGAGGGUGUGCUCCAAUCCCCCCUGUGAGACUCACGAGACAGGCACCACGCACACGGCCACCACUGUCACCUCCAACAUGAGCUCAAACCAAGAUCCGCCACCAGCUGCCAGUGACCAAGGAGAGGUGGAGAGCACCCAGGGCGACAGUGUGAACAUCACCAGCUCCAGUGCCAUCACAACGACUGUGUCCUCCACGCUGACGCGGGCUGUGACCACCGUGACACAGUCCACGCCAGUCCCCGGCCCCUCUGUGCCGCCCCCAGAGGAGCUCCAGGCCUCCCCCGGGCCUCGCCAGCAGCUGCCGCCACAGCAACUCCUGCAGCCUGCCUCCACCCCCCUGAUGGGGGAGUCCACCGAGGUCCUGUCAGCUUCACAGACCUCUGAGCUCCAGGCCGCUGUGGAUCUGAGCAGUACAGGGGACCCCGCUUCGGGCCAGGAGUCUGCCAACUCCGCCAUGGUGGCCACUGUGGUGGUCCAGCCACCUGCGCCCACCCAGUCGGAAGUAGACCAGUUGUCACUUCCCCAAGAGCUGAUGGCUGAGGCCCAGGCAGGCACUACCACCCUCAUGGUCACAGGGCUCACCCCUGAGGAGUUGGCGGUGACUGCUGCUGCCGAAGCAGCUGCCCAGGCUGCGGCCACAGAGGAAGCCCAGGCCCUGGCCAUCCAGGCGGUGUUGCAGGCUGCGCAACAGGCUGUCAUGGGCACUGGGGAGGCCAUGGACACGUCCGAGGGGGCAGGAGCUGUGACACAGGCAGAGCUGAGCCACCUGUCAGCUGAAGGCCAGGAGGGCCAGGCCACCACCAUCCCCAUUGUGCUGACGCAGCAAGAACUGGCCGCCCUGGUGCAGCAACAGCAGCAGCUGCAAGAGGCCCAGGCCCAGCAGCAGCACCACCACCUGCCCACGGAGGCCCUGGCCCCUGCCGACAGCCUCAAUGACCCAACCAUCGAGGGCAACUGCCUCAGUGAGCUGGCUGGGGCUGUGCCCAGCACCGUGGCCCUGCUGCCCUCCACAGCCACUGAGAGCCUGGCUCCUUCCAACACGUUUGUGGCCCCCCAGCCCGUCGUGGGAUCCAGUCCCGCUAAGCUACAGGCUGCUGCUACCCUGACUGAGGUGGCCAAUGGCAUUGAGUCCCUGGGUGUGAAGCCAGAGCUGCCACCCCCGCCCAGCAAAGCCCCCGUGAAGAAAGAGAACCAGUGGUUUGAUGUGGGGGUUAUUAAGGGCACUAAUGUCAUGGUGACACACUAUUUCCUGCCACCAGAUGAUGCUGCCCCAUCUGAUGACGACUCGGGCACUCUGCCAGACUAUAACCAACUGAAGAAGCAUGAACUGCAGCCAGGCACGGCCUACAAGUUUCGUGUCGCUGGGAUCAACGCCUGUGGCCGGGGGCCCUUCAGCGAGAUUUCAGCCUUUAAGACGUGUCUGCCUGGUUUCCCAGGGGCCCCCUGUGCCAUUAAAAUCAGCAAAAGCCCAGAUGGUGCUCACCUCACCUGGGAGCCACCCUCUGUGACCUCCGGCAAGAUCGUUGAGUACUCGGUGUACCUGGCUAUCCAGAGCUCACAGGCCAGUGGUGAGACCAAGAGCUCCACCCCCGCCCAGCUGGCCUUCAUGCGCGUGUACUGCGGGCCCAGCCCCUCCUGCCUCGUGCAAUCGUCCAGCCUCUCCAACGCCCACAUUGACUACACCACCAAGCCCGCCAUCAUCUUCCGCAUCGCUGCCCGCAACGAGAAGGGCUACGGCCCAGCCACCCAAGUGAGGUGGUUGCAAGAAACCAGUAAAGACAGCCCUGGCACCAAGCCAGCCAGCAAGCGGCCCAUGUCCUCUCCGGAAAUGAAAACCGCUCCAAAGAAAUCUAAGGCAGAUGGCCAGUGAGAGGCAGCUGGCUCACACCUGGAUUCCUCUCCUGACCCCCCCCUCUGCUUCAGGAACACCACCCACCAGGGCCUUCCCGGGCCAUCCCAUCCCCGAGCGCUCACACUUUACCCUCCCAAGCUACUGGCCACCAUUCAUUCUCUCUCCUUUUCUCUGUUUUGAAAAUAAUCUCAAGAAAGCACAUUUUACCGUUGCUGUUGGGAGGAAGCAGAGGCAGGUCUGGAAGAACAGUGAGCACGUGAAAGCGCAGUGCACUUGCUCCUCUCCAGGCCUUCCAUGGGGGCUGAGAGCCCCCGAGGCCAGAGACCCCGAGGGAGGGAAACAAACUUUAAAGCAAAGAAGCGAAAGCAGUGGAGGCCUGCACCCCAACCUGGGAGCCUCUUGCUUGUGAUCACCCUUGGCUGGAGAAGGCAGCCAAGGGGCAGUGGACGUGAAGCCAGGGAAUGACACCCCUCAGCCCCCCUACCCUGCCUCUGCUCCAAGAAGCAAGAGAGGCUUUGCGGGGGCACCCUGAGCUGGGUGUGUGUGUGUAUGAUUUAUUUUAUUUUGUUCCCUUUGCAUUUCCCGCCACCUAAUAGCCCACCCUUGACUUACCCAGCCCAUCUCUGCCCGUGAUCCCACGGGAAGCUUACACAUUUUCUCAGAGGCCUUUUUAUCUUCCCCACUUCCUCCCCUUCCCUCUUCCCAUUUAAGAGA
Messenger RNA from Myotis brandtii (Brandt's bat), 8027 nucleotides. It is a transcript of the gene HCFC1, whose product is annotated as host cell factor C1. Gene Ontology annotation, biological process: chromatin remodeling; regulation of DNA-templated transcription. The transcript is spliced from 26 exons. Gene Ontology annotation, cellular component: histone methyltransferase complex. Gene Ontology annotation, molecular function: protein binding; transcription coactivator activity. Bases 1182 to 7331 code for a protein of 2049 amino acids. NCBI's taxonomy places the organism in Eukaryota, Metazoa, Chordata, Mammalia, Chiroptera, Vespertilionidae. The record is from RefSeq and is a predicted model, not a curated record.